ACAAGUAAGCGACACUGACGCUCCUGUGGUUUUGUCCCUUGAUGCUUAGAGGAGUUAACGCAGUAUCACAAACCGGUUGUUCACUCUGUACCAGAUGCUGACGAUGAGUGCUGCCAAGUGGAUUGUCCUCUUAGCCUUGUGCUUCAUACGAGUGUCUUCAAACGAUGAGCACAACGAUGAAGACUAUGAUGAGGAUCGCUGUGAAACACAGGCACUCAGUGCUCCUCUUGGCUCGUCUGUGUCUCUACCAUGCAACUUAGACGCAAGUAGCGAGCACUGGGUGACAUGGGCCCACAGUAAAACGAUGGACCUGGUACAGGUCUCCAUUGCAGGGCGAGUCAAGUUCCUGGACCCCAGACAUGGCAGAGUGAAAACCUUUCCAAACCAGGCAUCAGAGGGAAACUACUCCAUUCGCAUCGAUGAGCUUACAACCUCUGACCUUGGAAGUUAUCGCUGCUACCAGGUGGAUUACUGCGUUCAAGUCGUGGACUUGUCUGCUGACAGUCCACUGAGCACAGAGAUGUGGCUGCUGACUUGCAUCAGUGUUGGUGUGACGGCUCUCAUCCUGCUGAGUGUUGGUGGAUACUUCUGCUGCAAGAAAUGCGUAGUGCCCUGUCACAGCAAAACCCAGGACAAUGAAAGCAAUCCAGUCAGUGCAGGUACUGAGGCAGGGGCCAGUGCUCCACCUGCUCCCUCAGCACCACAUGGACAGCAGAUCGGAUCGGACAGCAACAGUCUUGUUUAUGAAAAUGAUGAUCAAUACCUUGCCAGCGCUGCCCCCGCCAGACGCCAUCAGGGUCACCCAGGAGCCGUGCAGGAUCAGCCCAGUCAAGCAGCCAGCGGGAUUUAUCCAAACCUGAGUGAAUUUAAGUUUGAGAGAGUGGAAAGUCAGAGAACAAGAAUGAGAUUCCACAUAGAACUCAUCAACAGAUUACGGCCAUCAAGUCUCAGUCGACAUUAUUAUGUUAACCAAGGAGACCUCAGGAAGCAACAAGCCAUGUCAGCGCAGGCCGAGGCUCAUCACAGAGCAGGUGUGGGGUUGAAGAAAGUCAAAGAAGAGUGUGAAUACAAGAACCCCAUUUACAACAGGAGCACAGACCAGCUCAACCAUCUGUAGAGAAUCCAGGACAGAGAACAUCCUUUGACAAUGACAGCUAUUGAUUCCUCUUUUUUAAAAUGUAAAAAAAUAAAUCAUAUUACUUUGACUUCUUUAUGUUUUAAGGUGAUGCAUGUCUUAUGACAGCGGUUUCCAACCUUUUUUGCACCACGGACUGGUUUCAGCCAAGACAGUUUUCUACAGACCAGUCAUUGUGCACAUUACAAAUGAUAAUAUUUUUUUCUAUUAAAAAAGUGUCGUAAAAAAUUAUAUUGCUUUUUAUUGCUAAAUAUGUAAUUAUUUUUUCUUCUGCCUCAGCAUCAAGUCUCUGCCUCUUUUUAAAGAAGCUCUCCAGAGAAGUUUGUAUUUAUUUUUAAUCCAUUUUGGCCGCGGUGAGCCUGUCGGUUCCGUUUAACGGCAGGGCAUGACAACUGACACAGUCAAGUAGGGGAAACAAGCACAGGUGGAAGUGACGACAGACGAGGUAGUCAUUUUUCAAAAUAAAACACCCUGCAGACUCCGCUGGAAAUAAAAUAAACCAACAAACCCUUUUUGUUUUUUUCUGUGCGGCCCAGUACGGUCCGCGGCCCGGUGGUUUGGAACCGCUGUCUUAUUGUAUUUGUAAUAGGAAUGCACUGUAUUUCAUUGCCUGCACAUCUGUGUCUGCUGUUUAAUAAAAUACUUUGAAACAAUA
This is a messenger RNA of Stegastes partitus (bicolor damselfish), 1790 nucleotides long. RefSeq lists its product as uncharacterized. The record is from RefSeq and is a predicted model, not a curated record. The coding region runs from base 95 to 1117 and encodes 340 amino acids. NCBI's taxonomy places the organism in Eukaryota, Metazoa, Chordata, Actinopteri, Pomacentridae. Gene Ontology annotation, biological process: cell surface receptor signaling pathway; immune response; positive regulation of T cell proliferation. The transcript is spliced from 11 exons. Gene Ontology annotation, cellular component: external side of plasma membrane.